UAUGGCUGGCCUAUCGAUCGUCGCAGCCAGUAAGCGCCCGGCCACGGCACGCUUCGCCUGUGACCUGUGUUCGCGUUUCGUGUAACUAACCCUACUACACUCGGUAACUAUCACCAGGCCAAUCCAUUUCGAGUACUUUCGGGUCAGCGAGACUGCGAAAACGUUUCUUCAGUUAUAAAAAGUUGAAGACACAGUAAAACAAAAUGGCGGCGUUCGUGGCCAAGCAGAUGGUGGGCAACAAGUUAAGCGCCGUUAAAGGCGCGGUAGGAGGUGACGGAGAUGACAGCGAUGACAAGGAGAAGGAGGAAGAAGCGGAACGCGAGCGGCAGGAGGCCAUCCGCGAGGCGGAGGAGCGGCGCAAGGAGAAACACCGCAAGAUGGAGGAGGAGAGAGAGAAGAUGCGCCAGGAGAUAAGGGACAAGUACAAAAUCCCGAAGAAGGAGGAGGUGGUGGAGCAGCAGCAGCAGGAGCCCGACAACCCCCUCAUGAGGAAGAAGAAGACUCCCGAGGAGCUCGCGGCCGAGGCUGAGCUAGAAGACCAGGAUGAAUUUACUAAAUUGAAAAACACCAUCGAAACGCAAGUUAACGAACUAAAGUCGCAGAUCGAGAGUAAGUGCGUGAUGCAGUGAGCGCGCAGCGCUGGCGCCGGCGACAAGAUGGCCGCACCGCAAUGGCCGCCGCCGCAAGGCGCCACGUUUAUUAUUAUAUUAACCGAAUACAUGAUGUAGCUGUGCUAAGGUCACUGUUACGAUGUCUCACCCAAACACAUCUCCCUCCCGCCCAGGACGAUUUCGUUCGGAUAAUCAUUCGCGCUCAAAUUCGUAGGAGAGAUUCGAAUUCUAAAUUUUUUCGGAACGUAGUUGGCUAGAGGCGCGUUGGUGCUUGAUAAUAAGCAAUAAUAUUUUUAUACAUUCAUAAAAGUUAAUGUGAGCCCUCGAUCAACCGAUAUGUACUUAAAGCGCGUUCCAGCAAGGUCAAAAAGUCAUUGCCGCGGCGGCGCUCGUGCGUAAGCGUGCGUGCCGCGCGCGACCGUGCGUGCGUGCGUGCGCGCGCGUGCACGCCCCGCGUCGCGGCGGCUCGUGUGAAAUGUGAAACAUACCAGUUUUAUAUGUUGACGCUUGUGAUAUAUUGUUAUUUAAGUGUAAAGAGGAAAUAAUAUAAAUACAACUAGACGAAACGGUGUAUUAUUAUUAAAGAGGGAAAUAUAUAAUAUAGGAAGACUUAGCACGCGUGUAGUUCUUUCAAUACUCGACUGUGUUUACGAUACUUCUCUCUCUCUGCCAGCGGCUACAUUGAAAUAACAAUGUAUUAGUCUUUACGAAUAUUUGUUUCAUCCAAAUUCCCCGGCCCCGACGGGCCUGCUACUUGGACUCCUUCGCGACUUGGACUAUCGCCUCGACUCUCUUGCAUGCGUGCUUCUGCAGUGUACUCGGUGUUGUGUCUGUGUAUUCAGUUAGGUGUACCUGUAACUGACCUAGCCUUAUUGUCCACAUCGAACAUAUAGUAGGAACCGCGCGGACCGCCGCCCCUGUCCAUUUUGUUCUGCAUGCCUUUAAUAUAAGAUCGAUGUUCGUUUAGAGUAAUGUAAAGUUGUAGAUAUCAGACCUCCACUUCGCGUUUAUGUUCGCACGCGACGGUCGAACCUAAUGUUUUAUCGAUGUUUUAAUGCUUAGGGAUAUAAUGUUACGUAGUGAGAGCGAAUUCUUCGAGCGAUCUUGCCCUUUGGAGCGACAUGCGAGCGAAGUAGGACCGAGAAUGACACAGAGCCGGUUGUUCGGACAAUUAUCUCCACGUCUAACGCUGCAAAUGCAAAAGAUUUGUUAUCGUCAAAAGCUGUGAUAUAUAAAUAAUAAACAAACGCUAGGCCGACGCCGGCGCCGAGCGGGACACUCGUCUGGUUAGCUUCUUCCACUUCCAUCACGCAUACCGGUCUGUCUUCUGGACUAUCAACUCUUCGCAUCGAUCAGCACAUCAUGUAUUUCCACUGACAGCGUUCAUCUUCUAACAUCACGCUUUAGAUCUAAACUAUCAUUUCUUUCUACUUCCUUUCUGCGUUUGAUUUAAGUACCUAUACUGUAUUCUGGUCAAUUAUAUCCUACCUUCAAUAUCUAUUGCGAAAUCAGAAACUAUUCAAUAUACACACACAUGUAAAUAUUAAAAUACAACAAUAAUUUCUGAUUGUUUAUCGAGAAUGCUACUCUAUUUUCUGAUGUAUAAGAAUCGAUAUUUUCUCGCACUCUACUGCACACAUAUGUAUAUUUUCAUAGCUUGUUUGGAUAGGACCUAAUUUUGAGCACGCAUAGUCAUAGCUCUUGCAACAUGAACAUGAACCAUAUAGUCCCGAUGAAUACAUCUCUCGGACUAGUGAUGGGCACCGCUUCUGGGCUCCCGUCCACUCUUGCAAACAUCACUCUCUAUAAACUAAGGUAUAUCUUUGUAUUUCACGUUGUAUGUGUGACUAGCUUAGGUUUAUCAUCAGACAUCAGAUUUUAUACAACUAAAUUUAAUGUCAGAUAGGGAGUUCCUAUAUCGAUAAACUCUUUUGGUGCGCUCACUGUCUAAUAUCUCAAUUUUGCUGUUAAAAUCGUAUGUCUGUUUAUCAUAUUACAACAGAUAGUUCUAUGUAUGUGCAUGGCAAUCAUAGUUAAAGGUUGUUUGUAGCUAUUCGGAAUAAACAAUAAUAGAUAUAAGAUUCAGUCGAACCUGUCGAUUUUGAUAUCAUUUUGACACGACCAAUGUUCCAAAGUUCACUUCUGAGCUCUCCUGUAUCUUAAUGUUAGUUGCCACUACUAUAUCAAACUAUCGAGUAUAUAUACUAUAUAUAGUUCCCUUGUCUGUGCGUCUAUCUUCGAUCUAAUAGUAGGUAGCUCUAGCCUGUGCCCUUCGUUGUUGAUUCCCGUUUAAGUAGUGUUAGAGUUAGCAGGAGGAUUAUUUUGGUACGUAGACACUUGACUGUCGCUAAUGUCACUAAUAAUGUAAAACUAUUAAAAUCAAAUUAUUUUUCCAUUUUGAUUUGUACUAUUUUACUCUUCAAGAUAGCAUAUGCUCAGGAAAGGACAACCUUGCAAGUCUGGAUGACCUAGGGUUUAUUGAAGUGAGACUUCUUAUGCGAAUUCUAACUCCUCAUUUAAAAAAAACAACACAUUACGAAGUUUUGCUUCUUCCGCGUGGAGAGACUCCGCGCAUUAUUUUUUUUUUAUUCUAAAAAUACUACUGGUUUGAAACCUAGGUCACUUUUUCUUUAGUAUAUGCCAUCGUUUAUAAUGAAAAUAUAGGUCUGACGCGAUUUGCAUGAAGUUAAUAGUUAAGUGUGAGCUCUUGACGUGUGAAUCAGUGUCGUUCUCUCUUCAAUUCGUCUUUUAUUUUCUCUUUUUUUAUAAAUAAAUAUUCUAUGAAAUAUAUUCAAACGGGUCAUGCACAUAUUUUAUGUCGAUAUUUAAAUAUUUCGUUGCAUAAAGAGAAGUUUUUUAACGUUUACGCCAAGCUUACAGGUUGAUGAAAACUGCAGACCGCAGUCGCGUGACGUGUGCUCCCAUUGGAGAAGAUCCUCGUUUAGGACCAAAAUAUGUGACCCGUUUUAAUAUAUUUAGCAAAUCUGUGUCUAACGGAAGUUUAUUUAUUAAAACAAAAUUAUUAUAUUUAACGCUGCGGCUAUCUGUGUGUCUGUAAAAGCUUUCAAUGUUCAAUGUAUAGUUUAUUGUAAUUAGAUUAUAUGCUUAUGCGCAUAUUAUAAAGGAAUUUGGGUGAUAUCAAAUGGUUGUUGCAUUACAAGUAGGUACAAUACGAGGUACCAAGUUGUUGCCUAAGAUUGCAGCGGUGAGGUUAUGUGUUGUUAUAUAACCAGGACCAGUCUGGUUGAGGAUACUAUACUAUUUGUACAUCACUGCAUCGAACGUCUUACCCACUGUCUUUCAACUCGUAGUAACUAAAAACUUACAUACCGAUACAGCACACUCACAGAUACUACUUAUACCGACUCCUUUCUUUUGUAUUAAAAAAUAUAGUGCAUUUAUAAAGAGGUUUAUACAAGGUAGGUGUGUAGAUUAGUAAUAAUUGUACGUUAUUUAUAAAAAAAAAACAAAUUCCUUUUCACGCAUUUUGCUACAUUUAAGGCCCACAUGGAUUUCGACCAACAUAGUUCUCAGCGAUCAGUUGAUAAAAUAGAUUGAUUGAUCUUAUGACUUUCGUACUCAGGGUAAAAUAUAUAUUUACUAUGAAUAAUUAUUGUUGUCUAUUUAUAUAUGUUUUUUUAGAUGAUUUAGGUGGGAGGUAUGACUUUUUGGCCUGCGAAGGCUUUCUGUCCUUGGAAGUGAUAGUUUUCCUGAAUUUAUUCAUGUUCCUACCCUGUGUAGGGUAAUCUUUCACUGUUGUUCUUUCCUUAGAGGAGUUAUGAAAUGGUAGACUUAUACGAUUGAAUACAAACCUUGUUACAAUUUAUUGAUAAAUUAACAUAUUAUAGUUGAAGUAGACUAGAUAGGGUCUGCCACGGGUAUAGACACAUUUCUAACAUUUCACUGUUACUUCGUAUGCCCUGCCCAUUGUAUUAAAGCCAAAGACCUUAUUUCAAACUUUAAAAACUAUUUUAAAUGGCAGGUUUACUUUGGACGGGGUAUAUUUGAAUAUUUUAGCGUAUUUUCCUUCGUAGUCUCUUCAACACACUCUAGUUAAAAUGUUACAAAUGUGUCACCUCUUUGAACACUUUAGGAUCCGGUUGUUUAGUCAUUUGAAACGCGUUUCUAUAUACCAUAGACUAAAUAUUCAAAUGAAAACUCAAUCGGCAGCAUUCUGUGUGUCUAUGGACUGUACUUUCCCUUCUAGCGUACGUCUUUACUGCCAUAGACAAUUUUUCCCUUUAAAAAAGUUUAUCUUUUUUUUUAACAAUGAAGGCCUGGAUGCUAGUCAUUUUAGCCAAGUAUACUUUCAAUUUUUUAAUGAAAAGAAACAUUUAAAUGUCGGUAAAUACACGCUAGAGGGACGUAAUACAAUCUGGGAUACCAUAAACAAAUAGUACUAGAUGAAUUUAGAGACAACGACACAAUCGAACACACACGAGAGCUUCGACACACGCCAAUAUUCUUUUAUCAUAGAUAUAUUAUGUACGUUAUAUGUUCUACGUUACUCGCAGUAUAGAGAGAAUUUUUAAAUGUAAAGAACUGAUUGUAAAAGUGCCACACACAUUACGCGCUUCUUUUAUUCUCUAUAUUGUUUUUUUUUUCAGAUAAAAUGAGGCACAGGUAAAUGGGUGGAUGGUAAACUGCCACAGCGAAAGCUGAUUUAUUAUCUGUAUAGCAAAAUUUUGUCCGCCUAUUUUCCUAUGCACUUAUUUUUUUUAGAAUAGUUAUUCGCCAAGUUCACUGAUAGAAGGUUAGUUUUUAAUAUUAGUGACAACUAGUGUUAAAUCGCAAGUUUACCGUAACUAAAAAAAAGUGUAAAGACAUGUAGUGUGCACUGUACGUCACACACACGUUCACGUAAUCUGUCUAUUCGACUAACAAGUUGUUUUCCUCAAUGCUCCUGCUUACAUGGCGACCUUGCCAGGAUCGCCAGCGAGUAGCGUUGAUGCAAACAACUUGUAGGUUUAACGUAUGAUUUAUUACCUUAACCUACGGAUUAUAUAGAGAGAUUACGUGAAUGUGUGUAUAAAGUACAGUGCACACUACAGACAAAAAAAUCUUUGAUCGACCACGAGUGGUCUGGCAUGUUGUAUUGUUAUAAAACGAUUAAAGAGAGGUUAGUAGUUUAUCCACGAUUACAUUUAACUUAGAGUUAUGGUAAAACGAAAAAGGGGUUAAUAAUAUUGUUGAAAAUGUUUUUAGGUAAUUGAUAAUUGAGCUUUUGUGGAACCGCGUUGUUGAGAAUAAGUUAGGUUUUUUUGCUGUUGGCUGUACAAACUGCCAAUCGUCUCUAUUGUUAAGAUUAUUGGGGACGAACGAUUCUACAUAGGUACACUGUACACUCGAGUUCAUAAAUACGUGUACAGUCAGAAAUACACCUAUGAAUACAGCCAAAGUGCCAAAAGUAUGUACACAGGACUUUAUUGCUUGUACAUUAAGGUAAUGUAUAGGUACAUAUUACUUAGGCUGUAUUCAUAGAUGUGUUGCUGAUAGUACAUGUCUUCACCAUAACUGAUCGCAAUAAGAUGAAAAAAAUUAUACAUAUUUAUAAACUCGAUCGUACAUUUUCAUUUUUCUCUCUCGAUUUUGACACGACACUGGAACAUAAUUUUAAUGUAUUUCAAUCAGAGCUACGUUCCUACGUUUAAUUUGUUUCAAACAUUUGAUUAUUAAUAGAAUUAGGAGCAACAAAAAAAUAUAAAAAAAUCAGUUUUUUGCUCCCAAUUUUUACAAUAAUCCAAAAAUAUCAAACGAAAGGCGUAGCUAUGACUAGAACUACAUUAACAUACAUUAAAUCAUGUUAACCUCCAACCUAUCUGGUGUUUCGGGUGUCCUUGGGAAGCUGUGACCACUUACAAUUUGUCCACUCGUUUGCUUAUCUUACCUAUAAAAAAUUCAACUAUGUCAAUAUCAGGUAAAAGUACCAGUGCUCGACAGUGAACCAGUAAAUCGUCACUACUUUUAAAAAAUCUCGUAUCUCAUGCUGCUUCUCAAAGUUAAAACGCAGUAAGUCUAUAUGCAUUCCAUACAUAUACAUACUUACUACAAUUUUCUUUUCAUUGACAGACGAAGAUACAAGUUUUUUUUUAAGUAGUGACGAGAUGCCAUUUUAAAUCUUAAAUGAUUGUCAAUAAAUGUGACAUAAGGGUGUCUUACUGGGCAUUAAGGUGUCGAGCACUAGUACUUUUACCUUAGGCACUGGUCUCACUAAAAUCGAGUAAGCAAUGAGCAGUCGGCAAUAGACAUAUACAUAACCCGGCAACCUUCAAAUCAAGAGUGAACAGUCAUCUUCUGGGCGAGCGCACUCCAUCGUAGGCCACGUCUUUGCUUUUGGCUAGUCUGUGGCCAAGAGUAAGCCCAUUUAUAAUAAAAAAAAAU
Leguminivora glycinivorella is the source of this 6992-nucleotide messenger RNA. RefSeq names its product complexin (gene cpx). The transcript is spliced from 7 exons. Gene Ontology annotation, biological process: regulation of neurotransmitter secretion; synaptic vesicle exocytosis; neurotransmitter transport. Lineage: Eukaryota; Metazoa; Arthropoda; Insecta; Lepidoptera; Tortricidae. Gene Ontology annotation, cellular component: SNARE complex; terminal bouton. The coding region runs from base 204 to 629 and encodes 141 amino acids. Gene Ontology annotation, molecular function: syntaxin binding. The record is from RefSeq and is a predicted model, not a curated record.